Molecule: messenger RNA, 1548 nt
Organism: Sclerotinia sclerotiorum 1980 UF-70
Lineage: Eukaryota; Fungi; Ascomycota; Leotiomycetes; Helotiales; Sclerotiniaceae
Exons: 4
Coding region: 1-1548 (515 amino acids)
Source: RefSeq, a predicted model, not a curated record
AUGCUUUGGUUGUUGGCGAUGGGUGCACCCUUAUUAUGGAUCGUGAAUAUUGACAGCUUGAUCCACGUUCGAGGGGGGAGACAAAUGCAUUCCAUCGCUUGUUCAACCAUCAAAACCACAUUGAAAUGGUUGCAGCCCGAAGACCGAGCUCAGUAUCCUUUAUCAAAAAAAAUAUUAGCCGCCCUUCAGCUGGUCAAUUCCGGACAUUUCGCUGGCGCCUCCACCACAGGUGAAACGAGAGGGAGAACAGAUAUCGGUCCCACUGCGAAAGAGAAGAGGAUUACCAAAAGUUCACACAGGUUAUAUGAACCUAUAAGGAGCAUUUCUGAUGUUGAAUUCGAAAGCCCUAAACAUUCCCAAUAUUUUCGAUUUUUCUGUAGUGAUGUUACGACUCAAGUAUUUGGUGGAUUCUUUUCUGAGUUGUGGAACAGUGUUAUCCUUCAAGCAUGUCAUCAGGAACCCUGUCUUCUCCAAGCUGUUUGUGCAAUUGGGGCUCUCAGUAGGGUAAUGAAGGCACGCAAGCAAGGUCAGAUUAUGACCAUGAACGAUGAUUACAGAUUCGCCGUACAAGAAUACGGCAAAGCUCUCGGAGGAAUCAAAAAGCUCGUACCGAUUCGUAUGACGUUGCUUGCUGCACUUCUUAUAUUUUCAUUCGAGAAUUUUCACGGAAAUCAUAUGUCGGCAGUAACUCAGAUUCAGAGCGCCGCGAAAUUACUUCAGGAUUGGAUGAAAGAUCGCGAAAAGCGUCAGAUAACGGAUCGAACCAUAUCACCAGCUCCCGAUGUUAUUGAAGAUGCCAUUUUUGCCACUUUUCAUAGUACACACAUUGGGUUAAUAUCUGCGAUUGAUCCCACCAUAGCUGAAGCCCAAGAUAUCAUGCACGGGACUCGAAUGUAUAUUCCUAGUCCCGUUCCGGUCAUGUUUACAAGCAUUGAUGAUGCGGGUUACAUUUUUACGGCGAUUUGUAGACAGCUUAUCAGCUUUCUCAUGGACACGGCAUCGCUUAUUCGAGGAGAACAAGAACCUGCCAAAGAAGAUAUAACAGAUUCAGCAAUGUGGAAUAAACGAAUGCUCGAUUGGUCUCCGGCAAUGGCAGAGUUUGAGGGGAUUUUAAACAAUCUUGAUCAAUGGCAGCUUGCUUUCGAACCAUUAUUCAAGCGCACAAAAAAAGACGAUAUCAAUUUUAUUACAGUCUGCACGUUGAGAGUUAACUGGUUAACAACACGUAACGGAUUUCACUUGGCUUUCUUCCCCAACACACCUGCUCAUGUCUACCGAGCCAUUUUUGAAGAAGUCAUCGAAAUUUGCAGGACAGUCGUUGCACAUCCUAGUUUUGAAAAGGGCUUUGUAUUCUAUACUGGUGUUGUGCCAUCACUGGCCGCGGCGGCCAGGUACGGAGCUAUUUCUACUCGGAAAGAAGCUAUUAAAUUGCUGCUAGCUAUUGUACCUAGGAGAGAGGGUAAUUGGGAUGCUGCAAAUUGUGCUAGAGAUGCUAUUGUGGCUUUGAAGAUGGAUAUCAAAAAUAGAGAUAAUGUUCAUAGGAAAUGA